UAACAUGCGUGAUGCGGUUUAUGAGAGCUAGGAGGGAGAGAAAGAAGCAUGAAGUGAGGCGAAGGAGAAACCUGGAGGUAGAGAAGGAGCUGAGAAGGUCUAGUGGGCGGGAUAGUUGGGACUUGGGCGGGAUAUUUGGGCGGGAUAGUUUGGACGUAGAUGUGACGGCAUGA
Dovyalis caffra is the source of this 173-nucleotide messenger RNA. The record is from the annotation of a GenBank genome assembly. NCBI's taxonomy places the organism in Eukaryota, Viridiplantae, Streptophyta, Magnoliopsida, Malpighiales, Salicaceae.